Capsaspora owczarzaki ATCC 30864 is the source of this 2666-nucleotide messenger RNA. RefSeq lists its product as hypothetical. NCBI's taxonomy places the organism in Eukaryota, Filasterea, Ministeriida, Capsasporidae. The record is from RefSeq and is a predicted model, not a curated record. Gene Ontology annotation, biological process: mitotic spindle assembly. Gene Ontology annotation, molecular function: microtubule binding. Bases 46 to 2556 code for a protein of 836 amino acids. Gene Ontology annotation, cellular component: microtubule organizing center; cytoplasmic microtubule; mitotic spindle. The transcript has 5 exons.
CUUUCUUUUCGUUCGUUUCAAAACCAAUUCACUAAGGUCCUUUCCAUGAAUUCAAAUCCAGUCGAGCCGACUCUGGUGCCGGCCAUCAGCAGUGGAUCGGUAUCGUACACGACAAGCGCUGCAGACCGCCCCAAGCUGUCCUUUUCAGGCGCGUCCGACUGCGGGGCCAAGAUGGACGAGAAGUCGUUCAGCGUUUUCGACGACAUUCCGCCAAUUCUGACAACGGAUGUUGCGCGCGAGUUUGCUACCAUCAUGAAAAACAUUACAAGCACCAGCGAGGAAUGGGAGCGCCGCGUCAAUGCCUUGCGCAUGAUCCGAGGCUUGCUGAAUGGCGGCGUCCUGCCGGAACAGCGCGAAGCCUGGAUGCUCCACAUGAAGCCGCUGGCAGACCCGUUCUGCGCCACCCUCCGGGAUCUCCGCUCGGCAGUCAUGCGUGAAGCGUGUAUGACGCUCAGCCACAUGGCAAUGACCAUGAAGGCGGAAAUGUUUGCCGGCUCAACCAUCCCAGAGCAGGCCGUUGUCAGUUUGCUCAAGUUGCUCUACACGGGCGUUCGUGUCAUGAGCGACUCUGCCUACAUGGGUCUCAAACAGCUGGUAACCCAUGUCCAGGACCCCAAGGUGCUGACUCUCAUUGUUGAGUGCGGUGCCACAAGCAAAUCGGCCGUCGCACGCCACCGCGCGGUCGAGUAUCUCGGUAUUGUUCUCGCAGUUUGGGAGCAGUCGCGCUUCGAAAAGCAGCAACCAGCAAUCGAAUCGUGCAUUUUGAAGGCCAUCCGUGAUGCGGAUCCCAAUGCCCGCUCAGCGGCGCGCCGUGCCUUUGUCGCCUACGAAACCCGCUUUGCCUCUGCCGCAGCUGCCGCGAUGAAGGGCAUGGAUGGCGCUCAAAUCAAGCUGUUGAAUGAAGAGCGCGCCAAAGCGAAUGGAACUGCGCCCGCCAGCACACCCUCAACUGAGCGACGAGCUUCUGCAGCGGUUCAUCGCGCACCAUCCAUCACCAAGAGUGCCAGCUCUAGUAGCAGUAGCUCUAGCAGCAGUUCUGGUGCUGCCACUGCGACCUCGACUGCCUCCACAGCAACUGCAGCAUCGGCGCAAACCGCGUCCACUUCAACUUUUGCCACGCCUGUUUCGAGCAAGAUUCGCGCCAGUAGCAUUACUCCUGCGGCCUCGUCCCAAUCGAAUGGAGGAUUUGCAAGCUCGUCGAGCUCUCUGAAGGCCACACGGGUUGUCAAAGCCGUGCCGACUGGAACAUCCACUCCUGCACCAGCUCCAGUGACUACGACCCCUUCCAUCUCCAGCUCGAGCUCGAGCUCGAGCUCCACAACAGCUGCUCGACGCACGUCGGCCAAACCCUCUAGCAUUCCUACAGGCAUCCCUGCUGCGGCACGCCCACCGUCAGUUUCCGAAUACACAACGAGCGCUGCUCCGCCGUUAGUUGUUGGCUUUGCUCAGCCUGCUGCUCGUGUUAUUGUUCAAGCGCCAGUGCCCGCGCCAGUCCCAGCGCCAGCGCCGAUUGCUGCUGCUGCUGCUGCUGCUGCUGCUGCUGCUAUUGCUGCUGUCGCUGCUGCACCAUUGGUCGCCCAGUCCACUCCCACCGCGAACAUAAUCCCGAGUGCACCGCUUGCGAGCGCGCCUGCUGUUGUUGUUGUUGCGCCUUUGCCAGAAGCACCGUUGCCAGAAGCACCCCAGCCACCCCCGAACGAAAAUAGCGAGCCAAACAAACCCGCCGUUAGCUUCCCCACACUCACCAUCAAGCCUGUGCUGACUGCGCCCGUUUUUGAUCAGCCGCAAGUCCCUGCUACACCGCUGACAAUGAUGGCAUUCGAGCUUCCAGCGCUUGUUCCGCGCGAGCCAAGUGCACGUGACACUCUUCAAGCCAGUGCAUCCGAGUUUGACUGGACGGCGCCCGAGUCUGCAGAAGUUGCUCUUUCGCAGAUUACCGCAUGUAUGGAAGUUCUUCGUGGCGAACAGAGCAAUAAUGAGACGGUUGCCAUCGCUGCGCUGAAGAUCAUGACCGAGAACACUGUUUUCUUUGGCCUCGGAUUGGAACUGUUCUUCAUCCGUGACGCAGCCCUUCUCUGCUUCAAGUUGAUUGACAGUGUCAACUACCGAGAGCGUUCCAACGUUGCGGAAGAAUGUGUGCAGCAAUUGCUGUUGCUGGUACCAGCCUCGGAACAGCAGUCGCUUCUGGAUGACCUCGUGAAGGAGCAACAGCCGCCACUUUCGACCUCAGCAGUGCUGCUCAUGCUCAAGCUGCAAGCGCAGUAUGUUACUGGACUUUCCGUCGAGCAGGUCGCCCAGUUGGCCCCACAGCUCAUUUCACGCCUCGUCUGGGGCUACAAGCACUCUGCUGCAGAGGUUCGCAAAACGGUCGUUUUCCAAAUUGUCGAGCUCCAUGCCCAGCUCGGCCAGGAAGGGCUCGCACCGCUGUUUGCACAGCUCAACUCGAUGCAGCUUCGUCUUUUGCAAGUCUAUCUCGAUCGUGCAAAGAACGCCGCGCCUGCCUCUGCGUUGUCGGACAGCGUCAGCUGCCCACCUGCACCCUCGGUGACUGUGUAAAGCCACAGCCAAUCGUCAAGAUUCCAGUUAUUGAAUAGUGUUGAAUAGUGUUGAACAGUGUUGGGUCUCGCAUGAACCUGCAGCUCCUAGCUCGUACCCAGAACGAAAGA